CAGCUCAGCUCAGCUCAACUCAAAACUCUUUUGUUUAAUUUGUAUUAGUUUUUUGGGAGGGGGGGGGUGGGGUUGGGGUGAAGCCGAGCGAAGCAUAAUAACAUGGCCUCCGCCGCAUCAGCCUCGCCGUUCCUGGGAACCCGGCUCGCGGAGCCGGUUCAGACCCGGGGCCGGUUCGCGGCGCGGUUCGGGUUCGGAAAGAAGAAAUCGGCCCCGAAAAAGAAAGCCACGUCGGGGGGCACGGACCGGCCGCUGUGGUACCCGGGCGCGAAGGCGCCGGAGUGGCUGGACGGCUCGCUGGUCGGCGACUACGGCUUCGACCCCUUCGGCCUGGGCAAGCCGGCCGAGUACUUGCAGUUCGAGCUGGAUUCGCUGGACCAGAAUUUGGCCAAGAACUCGGCCGGCGACGUCAUCGGCACGCGUUCCGAGACCGCCGACGUCAAGUCGACGCCCUUCCAGCCCUACAGCGAGGUCUUCGGCCUGCAGCGCUUCCGCGAGUGCGAGCUCAUCCACGGCCGCUGGGCCAUGCUCGCCACCCUCGGCGCCCUUGCCGUCGAGUCCCUCACCGGCGUCACCUGGCAGGACGCCGGCAAGGUUGAGUUGGUGGAUGGAUCUUCGUACCUCGGCCUCCCUCUUCCUUUCUCCAUCACUACGCUGAUAUGGAUCGAGGUUCUGGUCAUCGGGUACAUCGAGUUCCAGCGGAACGCCGAGCUGGACCCCGAGAAGAGGCUGUAUCCCGGGGGGAAGUACUUCGACCCGCUGGGCCUCGCCUCCGACCCGGAGAAGAAGGAAACCUUGCAGCUGGCCGAGAUCAAGCACGCCCGCCUCGCCAUGGUCGCCUUCCUGGGCUUCGCCGUCCAAGCCGCCGUCACCGGCAAGGGCCCGCUAAACAACUGGGCUACUCACCUCAGUGACCCCCUCCACACCACCAUCUUCGACACCUUCUCCUCCUCCUCCUCCUCCUCUUCCUAAAUGCAUUGUGUCCUACGGUUACCGUACUAGCUUGAUCUCAUUGUGAUCUCUCUCUCUUGGAGUACAUAGUCCACUCAAAACUGGAUUAAUUUGUGAGGAUAUGAAGUUAAUUAUUAGAGGAGUACUGUGUGAUCGAUUAAUGAUCUCCGUCAUCUUGUAAAAAAUGUUAUGUUUUUACUUGGAACGCUUUUACCAGCUUUAAAUUAACUAUUAUUACCUGAUUAA
This is a messenger RNA of Ananas comosus (pineapple), 1197 nucleotides long. Its product is annotated as chlorophyll a-b binding protein CP29.1, chloroplastic-like. Lineage: Eukaryota; Viridiplantae; Streptophyta; Magnoliopsida; Poales; Bromeliaceae. Gene Ontology annotation, biological process: response to light stimulus; photosynthesis, light harvesting in photosystem I. The record is from RefSeq and is a predicted model, not a curated record. The coding region runs from base 103 to 972 and encodes 289 amino acids. Gene Ontology annotation, cellular component: chloroplast envelope; plastoglobule; chloroplast thylakoid membrane. The transcript is spliced from 2 exons.